Racocetra fulgida is the source of this 711-nucleotide messenger RNA. The record is from the annotation of a GenBank genome assembly. NCBI's taxonomy places the organism in Eukaryota, Fungi, Glomeromycota, Glomeromycetes, Diversisporales, Gigasporaceae.
AAUGGCCGCUGAACAUAGUGAUGCUAAAAGCAUACAGCAAACUGGUGAACCAUGUGAUUUAAAAAUUUAUAAUGAUGAUUUUUUAUAUGGAUUGCAAAAAAUCCGAAUUAGUGGUUUACAAGAAAAGAAUAGUGUCCAGAAAGUUGAAUCAGUAAAAUGGUCUGAUAUUGGUGGGCUAGAAGAAGUAAAAGUAGGAUUAUUUGGAUUUUUAAUCUCUAAAAAAGAUAAACUUGAUAAGUCAAAAGCCGUGGCCACGGAGUCAUCUGCCAAUUUCAUUCCAGUUUCAAUACCGGAUUUGAUCAAAGGUGAGUUGGAAUUGGAUCAAUUAGAUUCAGUGGAUCAAGGAGUUGUUGUACUUUCUGCAACCAAUAAUCCAAGAGCUAUUGAUCCUUCUUUAUUAAGACCUGGCCGCAUUGAUAGAUUAGUUUACAUUAAACCUCCAUCGUUUUCCGAAAGAAUUUCAAUUUUACAAAUACAAAAUGUUAAAAUGAAAUUUUCUAAAAGCGUAAAUCUUAGAGAAAUUGCAGAAAAAACAGAGAAUUUUACUGGUGCUGAUCUAAAAGCUUUAGUACAAAGGGCAGCUCUUUUGAGGUUUAAGAAAUACAAGGCUGGAGAGCGACAAUUAAAUCUCGACGUUGAGGUACUUAAUUCAGAUCUUUUAGAAGCUCUUUCAAAAUCUAGUCCUUCUAUUAAUUUGUCACAGCUUGAUAU